AUGAGGACAAGCCUCAAACGAGGACAGAUCUCAAACGAGAACAGAGCUCAAGCGAUGACAGGUCUCAGACGUGGGCAGGGUUCAAAUGAGGACAAGCCUCAAACGAGGACAAACCUCAAACAAGGACAGGUCUCAAACGAGGACAGGUCUCAAAGGACGACAGGUCCCAAACGAGUACAAGCCUCAAACGAGGGCAGGUCUCAAAUGAGGACAGGUUUUAAACGAGUACAGGUCUCAAUAGAGGACAGGCCUCAAACAAGGACAUGUCUCAAACGAGGACAGGUCUCAAACGAGGACAGGUCUCAAACGAGGACAGGUCCCAAAUGA
Molecule: messenger RNA, 327 nt
Organism: Sphaeroforma arctica JP610
Lineage: Eukaryota; Ichthyosporea; Ichthyophonida
Exons: 1
Coding region: 1-327 (108 amino acids)
Source: RefSeq, a predicted model, not a curated record